Molecule: messenger RNA, 4727 nt
Organism: Venturia canescens
Lineage: Eukaryota; Metazoa; Arthropoda; Insecta; Hymenoptera; Ichneumonidae
Gene: TrissinR
Product: Trissin receptor
Exons: 7
Coding region: 2316-3530 (404 amino acids)
Biological process (GO): G protein-coupled receptor signaling pathway
Cellular component (GO): plasma membrane
Molecular function (GO): neuropeptide Y receptor activity
Source: RefSeq, a predicted model, not a curated record
UGCCGCGCGAAACGGCGAACUCGACGCGGGCCUGGCUCUAAACAGGGGCUCAUUUAACAGCUUUAACAAAAUAAAAAUAGGAGAUUAAUUCUGAGAUACUGUCGCGUUGCAGCUCCUAACGUUGCAACAAAAACAUAAAAUCGUCAUCUAAAUUAUUAUUUUCUAUUCUAAACGUUGAGCUCACGUGUUAUAAAACCUCAAAUAUCAUGAUGCGUUAAUAUAUAAAGGGGUUAUGGCAUAUAUUAAUAACCGAAUAAAAAACUCAAUUUUGACAUUGCGAUUAUUAUAACGAUCGUCAUUUUGACAUAUUGUUAUAAUGCAUGCACACACUUGAAUGCUGAAACAAUGUAGCGAUGAAAAUGCUUCGUAGGACAGCUGACCCGUUUAUAGCUUUCUUUUUUGUAUCUUUAAAAAUAUUAAUGAUGGUUUGUCCAUCCUGAAAUACUAACAAACAUUUUGUCUUCGAUCCAACCCAUGUAGAACUUAAAGUCUUUCUUGAGUAGAAACGUCACAGCUGUCAAUUUUUCCGAGUGAGCAAUUCUUGAUUGUGACAGGUAAAAGUUUUAGAUAAUUCAUGAUGAGUAUCAUCUCGACCGCACAGUAGAUUAAUCCCAACUAUAUGUUUCAUUAACUAAAAUCUCAUAAAAAGUGAGCUGAAGUAUGGUGCAACAAUUGCAUCAAUGAUGUUGAGGAGAAUCAAUGAAUAAUUGCUUCGAUAUUGAAGGAAUAAACAUUAAUUGUGCUCGCAAAAUAGUAAGGGCUCUUCUCGGCAAACUCUCAACGAAUGCGCGUUUAAUCCCAAAACUCGUGCGUGAAUUUUGAGUGUCCUAGAUAAAAUAGAUACGAAAAAAUGUUUGAUGUUCCCAAACCGUUUUGCGCGUAAUCCCCAUCGUCGUAUUAUGAUAUCACAAAAAUUGUUAACCCACGAACAAAAAAAAACUAAUCGAAAUCACAGAAUGGAAGAGUGCAAAUAUUGCGAAAAUAAUGUAUUCAGCAGAUAUUACAAGGAUAUCGAGAAAAUAAAAGUGACGCGUCGGUGUGGUCAUGAGAUCUUAUUUAGCAAAGACUUGACCGGAACGACGGGUUUGUUAGUUGUGUGAGGUAUUACUCCUCCGGAAUAAACUAAUAAGAGAUAGAGCGGGAAACCGAGACGGAGCAAGAAGAGACGAAUUGAGUUAAUUUUAUGUGACGCCAUUCCGAGAUGUUCAUGGAUGUGAGAAAAUGAUGAGAAGAAGACGAAGGGAGAGAGCGAGUGAUUAGGAGAGAAAAUAAAAAAGAAAACAAGUGACUCGUUAAAAGAGUAGCAUCAGCAUGGAAAAUCUUUGAAACAUAAAUUUAAAGAAAAAUAUCUUUCUCAAUUACAUUUGCGUCAGCGUGCAUUAGCCGUGAUCAAGGGAAACUGUAAGAGGAUCUACUUUAUACUCCCUUACAUCAUCGCGUUCUUCUUUUCUGUAUGCAUUGCUCGCGAAAAAUCAUUGAUAAGACGGUCUUGAAGAAAAGAACGUUUUCUUCGAGCACGCGGCACACAAGCUUAUUACGCGGAGCCAACAUGUUCGUCGAAACGACCAUUGGACGCGCGGUCGUGUGAACAUAAUUCUGGACGUCGGCAACGCGAUUUUUGUGGAAGUGGAUUAAACGAGAUGUGGAAUAAAAAAAUUAAUUUAUUCAUAUUUAUUUUAACAAGAUUAACAAGGGCUCUGCGAGACGGAAAAAAUGAUUAGUGAAUCGACAAAAGUUUUGUAAGCACAAGCUUCGUAUACGGGAGACAUCAAUCAAGAGACGCGACAGUUUUCCAACUUCAUUGAAAUAAUACACGGAUCAAGGAAACAAUCAAAACAAGUAAAACGAAGAUUGUUUUAAAAUAACCGAAUUUUGAUGAUGUACUCGCAUACGAAGGCGUGCUUAGAAAUCUCUUGACAAUAACAUACUAUAAAAUACAGAUGAAGUGCAGUGUCUGGAAAAAUGCAUAAAAAUAAAAUCCGAAAGUGUGACACAUCGAUCUGCGGAGACCCGUUCAUCUUCCAUCAAGCGGACCUAAGAAUUUAACUAUCUUUCUCACGUUCUUUCGUAUCUUGAUAAACCGGCUGACUGGGAAGUGAAAAAUGGAAUUCAAUAUUUCCCUCGACUUCAAGAAAUCCAUUCCAUUCCAUUCUACUCGGCACCUUCGGGAAGAAACAGCAUGAGCGAGAGAGAGAGUGACGCAAAUCAUCGAUGUAAAAACUUUGGUCUUGCGUCGCCAGAACUCUGAACGUCUUCAAGGAGUAACAAAAUGAGUAAUUUCGUUUCUUCAUUCGAAUAACAUAAGGAAAUUAACAAUGGAUAAUUACGAGAAUGCGACCGAUUUGAAUGAGACAAUUCCAAUGUACUUUGGAAAUGUGUCUAUGAGGGACGACUAUAUCUUCGAUAGGACUGAUGUCAAAGUGAUAUUCAUUACGCUCUAUUCGAUCGUUUUCGUAUGCUGCUUUUUCGGGAAUCUGGUGGUGAUCCUCGUGGUAACAUUUUCACGUCAAUUACGGAGCAUCACAAAUUUUUUCCUCGCUAAUUUGGCGGUUGCUGAUCUCUGUGUUGGAAUUUUCUGCGUGUAUCAAACCCUGACGAACUAUCUAAUGCCGAGUUGGCCAUUAGGCAAUUUUCUGUGUAAAACUUAUAUGUUCGUAAACGCGUUAUCGUACACAGCAAGUAUAAUGAUUUUAGUGGUCGUCUGUACGGAGAGAUAUCUCGCCAUAGUGCAUCCGAUAAAAUGUCGCUCGAUGAGAACGAGAGGACGUUUACGUGCGAUAGUUGGUAUCGUGUGGAUUCUCGCUGCGAUUUACGCAGCUCCUAAAUUUAUAUACGUCGAGACGAUCGUUCAUAAGUUAAAUACCGGAAACAUCGACAUAAUGUGCAUUGCAAAUAUCAAAAAGCACAAUAGGAAUGUUCUCGCUGCGGUGAAUUUGAUACUGCUUUAUCUCUUUCCGUUGAUACUUAUGUGUUGUCUGUACACAAAAAUAGCGGUUGGUCUUUGGAAAAGUGGUGCCGCAUUCGGAAGACCAGGCCUCGUUGCGAGAACACGGAAUGGUAGAGUUCAACAUGUUCACGCCUCCAGUAAAAAUGCACUGCGAGCACGACGAGGAGUCAUCAGAAUGCUGAUUGCCGUGGUAAUAAUGUUCGCAGUAUGUAAUUUACCGCAACAAGCACGCAUAGUAUGGCUACAUUGGGAUCCAAAUUACGACAGCGGCUCUGAUUUCAGUACGAUAUUUACGCUCUCGACGUUUCUCAUAUCGUACAUGAAUUCUUGCCUGAAUCCGUUGCUGUAUGCAUUUCUUUCGCGAAAUUUUCGCAAAGGUAUGCGAGAAUUGUUAAUCUGCAAUAACAGAGGUCCCGGCAGAGGUUUGAGAAUGGGAUGUACAGGAGGUGACAAAGCGCACACUGAGAAUGGUCACAAUACGCACGUGCCUCACAGCUCGGUAGUGCGAUUGAGCUCGGCCCACGAUAGUCCAUCCACGACGCAUACCAUGACGAGACAAAAUACGAUUGGAAAGCCAUCGUGAACUUCGCUAAACGGCCUUAACAUGGCCGAUAUGAAGCCUAGCAUUCUCGACACGAUUGAAUCCCCGUCUGACGAUAAUUAUCAACAGCAACAUCAUUCGAAAACAACGAGAUUGUGAAUAUAUAAUGAUUAAGACAGAAGUUUUUGUGUCUCGAUUUAUACCAAAGAUCACAACUAAAAAAGUCCAAUUUUUUUGUUUCUAAUGAAUCAACGGACAAGGAAAAAUCGUCCACUGAAAUAUAAUCCAUCCGUGUUUCUAUGAACCAGGGUGUAUCGCCAAGAUAUUAAUCAAAUUAUAGUGAUAACUGUGUUACGUUUAAGACUGCAUAUCGUCAGUACAUAUUUCGUUUGCGGGGUUGGAGAUGAACAUCGGUCAUACGUGGACAUCAAAUUGAAAGAUGAAAAAAAAUGGAAAUGCGUUUUUCCGUGAUAUUAAGUUCUUCCCGAAUAAAAAUCAUAUUCUAUCAUACGAUUUUUGGUGGCCACAGACGCCGUGAUACCCGCAGUAUUAUCAUUUAAUAUUGAUAUAUUGACCGAUGCUUUCUCCUAACUACCUCUAAACCGAAUCAUUUGCAUAAUUCAAAAUUGAAUUUUGCAAAUACGAACACGAAUUUAAUGCACACUGCAUCAAAUCUCUUACUAUACUCCGCCUGGUACAAAUGAAAUCUUUGAAAAUGAAGUUUUAGGAAAUUCGUGAAAAUUUCACAAGGUAUCGAGCCAAUUUUCAUGUGGUAAUUUUUAUCAAAAUAAUUUGAUCACCUUUCACUGACGCUGAUCCAUUUAUACAUACGUAUACGAGUGCAGUUACGCUUUCUGUCAAUGACGAAAAUAGACAUAAAUAUCUAUAGAACCGAUAUUUCUAGUGGAAUAAGCAUGUCAAUGACUAUUUGAGCAGCCACGAAUUUAUAAAUAAUGUCCAGUACCGUAUUUUAUUAUUGAUAUUUCAGAAUAUGUGGUGAAUGUUUUCUCGUAUUGUAAUUCAAUUACUACAUUGCAACGAACAAUAGUAUUCGAAUAUAGUGGAAUCCUAAUAAGAACAAAAUAUGUAUAUUGAGUUUUGAAGUUACUUUAUGUGGAAGUACUGGAGAGUUUGAAGAGUGCAAAUAAUUUUACAUUCUCUAAGAUUAAAGGACGAAUUGACGACUGGAAAAUUGUGCCGAAAGAAUUUAACGUUUAUUAAAACACUUUUCGCCUGUGA